AUGGUGAAUUUUGUGGUGAUUUCUGUGCUUUUAUGCGGGGCUUUGUCCGAAGCAGUCAGACUUAGAAGACAGAUAGCAGCACAAAGGUACGAUAAUCGUGGAGGAGAAGGCCCGGGGCUGUUCUCACGAGAACCCAACGCCAACCCGACAGGCCCAAAUUCAUACGACAAUCGUGGUGGAGAAGGCCCGGGGCUGUGGUCACGGGAACCCAAUGCCAACCCCACAGGGCCAAAUUCUUACGAUAAUCGUGGUGGAGAAGGCCCGGGACUGUGGUCACGGGAACCCAAUGCCAACCCAACAGGGCCAAAUUCAUACGACAAUCGUGGAGGAGAAGGCCCGGGGCUGUGGUCACGGGAACCCAAUGCCAACCCCACAGGACCAAAUUCAUACGAUAAUCGUGGUGGAGAAGGCCCAGGACUGUGGUCACGUGAACCCAAUGCAAACCCCACAGGGCCAAAUUCUUACGAUAAUCGUGGUGGAGAAGGCCCGGGGCUGUGGUCACGGGAACCCAAUGCCAACCCGACAGGGCCAAAUUCAUACGAUAAUCGUGGUGGAGAAGGCCCGGGACUGUGGUCACGGGAACCCAAUGCCAACCCGACAGGGCCAAAUUCUUACGAUAAUCGUGGUGGAGAAGGCCCGGGGCUGUGGUCACGGGAACCCAAUGCCAACCCCACAGGGCCAAAUUCUUACGAUAAUCGUGGUGGAGAAGGCCCGGGACUGUGGUCACGGGAACCUAAUGCCAACCCGACAGGGCCAAAUUCAUACGAUAAUCGUGGUGGAGAAGGCCCGGGACUGUGGUCACGGGAACCCAAUGCCAACCCCACAGGGCCAAAUUCAUAUGAUAAUCGUGGUGGAGAAGGCCCGGGGCUGUGGUCACGGGAACCCAAUGCCAACCCGACAAGCUAUUCAGGUCAAACCUGCGAUUCUAUGGAAGGUUCCUGCGUGGCCAACGAAAACGAAUGUGCCAAUGACGUAGUCUCAGGAAUGGGUUGUCCGAGAGCUGAAAUGUGUUGCCUUCCUAAAGUUUUACCUGAACACAUAGGAGGGUUGGAGGGCUUGAAAGGACCUAUUCCUGGCACGAUGAUAGUGGGAGGUACCGAGUCGGCCCGAAACCGAUGGCCAUGGCAGGUGUCCCUCCAGACAAGUCGGGGAUACCACUUCUGUGGAGGCUCUCUGAUCAACGAACAGUGGGUCCUCACUGCGGCACACUGUCUCGACAGGUCUGUAGAUCGCGUUGUAUUGGGGGAUCAUGACCUAACAACUCACCAAGGAACAGAAGUCAUCCGCGGGGUCUCGCGCAUCGUAAAGCACUCGGAGUUCCACAACGGUGGUUCCUAUCCAAAUGACAUUGCCCUAAUAAGACUAGACACCCCCGUGACUUUUAGUGCUGCAGUUCAGCCAAUCUAUGUUCCAAGUGAGGGUUCUUCUUUCCUCAGCACGGAGUGUUGGAUCACAGGAUGGGGCGAAACAAGAAAUACCGGAGAUCGUACGAAACUAAAUGAAUUGGUUAUCAGUGUCAUCGAUCAGCAGACCUGCGCGAGACAAUGGAGGCCGACCCCGAUCCUAAAUACCCAUAUCUGCGUGGGUGACGGGGAGACGGGAUCAUGUAGUGGGGAUUCUGGAGGGCCUCUCUCUUGUAUGAAAAAUGGGAAAUGGACGUUAGCUGGAGUGACGUCAUUCGGGGUCACUGGAUGUGAAACGAGUGGUUACCCGGAUGUGUAUACCCGUGUAUCUGUAUACAGACCUUGGAUUGAAUAUGUGUUAAGGACCGGUGGAAUGUAAUAGGUUUACAAAUUUAAAAAAAAACUUGUCCUUUGCUAAUUUGAAUUUUAAAACAUGUAGAAGACAAAAUAAUAAAAUGCAUGUGUUUUUCAUCCUUUACUGAUUAAUUACCAUAAAAUUCAGACUCACAAAUCAUUUUGAAAAGUGAACUUGUAUCCAUAUUCACAAAUAAAAUCUU
Molecule: messenger RNA, 1960 nt
Organism: Ostrea edulis (European flat oyster)
Lineage: Eukaryota; Metazoa; Mollusca; Bivalvia; Ostreida; Ostreidae
Product: plasminogen-like
Exons: 10
Coding region: 1-1782 (593 amino acids)
Biological process (GO): proteolysis
Molecular function (GO): serine-type endopeptidase activity
Source: RefSeq, a predicted model, not a curated record